Colossoma macropomum (tambaqui) is the source of this 5674-nucleotide messenger RNA. It is a transcript of the gene abhd2a, whose product is annotated as abhydrolase domain containing 2, acylglycerol lipase a. The record is from RefSeq and is a predicted model, not a curated record. Gene Ontology annotation, biological process: medium-chain fatty acid biosynthetic process; sperm capacitation; steroid hormone receptor signaling pathway. NCBI's taxonomy places the organism in Eukaryota, Metazoa, Chordata, Actinopteri, Characiformes, Serrasalmidae. Gene Ontology annotation, cellular component: sperm flagellum; sperm plasma membrane. The transcript is spliced from 11 exons. The coding region runs from base 264 to 1565 and encodes 433 amino acids. Gene Ontology annotation, molecular function: monoacylglycerol lipase activity; acetylesterase activity.
GCCUGCCGACUGUAGAGUGGAUGAGAGGGAGAAGCUGCUAGAAAGGGAGGGUGGAUCAUGCUGCAGCGCAUAUAGACGCAGGUUUACUUAUGGAAGGUAGUCGAGACGGCUAAGGUUUACAUAUACACGGGAAAAAGGAUCUGUUGGUGAAGGCUGUGCAGAAGCAGUUUGGACCUGAACACUGUGACCAAAAACUCCGCAAGUGCGACAUCUUUGACCAAGCACCAGGAAAUAUACUGUCUGCUUGAGGAACAGGACCAGCCAUGACCUCUCACGAUCCAGAAGUGUAUACGGUGGCACCGGAGAUGCCGGCCAUGUUUGACGGGAUGAAGCUGGCUGCCGUUGCUACCAUCCUCUACAUCAUCGUGCGGUGCCUGAACCUGAAAAGCCCCACUGCCCCUCCCGAUCUCACCUACCAGGACACGGCGCUCAACCGCUUUCUGCUCAAGUCAUGUCCAGUUCUGACCAAAGAAUACAUUCCUCCUUUGUUGUGGGGAAAAAGUGGCCAUUUGCAGACCGCCCUGUACGGCAAGUUAGGCCGGGUGAGUUCACCUCAUCCGACAGGCCUGCGCAAGUAUCUGCCCAUGCAGGACGGGGCCACAGCGACUUUUGACCUCUUUGAACCCCUGGCGGAUCAUCAGAGCGGAGCUGACGUCACUAUGGUGAUUUGCCCGGGCAUCGGGAACCACAGUGAGAAGCACUACAUCCGCACGUUUGUGGAUCACUCGCAGAAACAAGGCUACCGCUGUGCUGUGCUCAACCAUCUCGGGGCCUUGCCAAACAUCGAGCUCACCUCCCCCCGCAUGUUCACCUAUGGCUGUACUUGGGAGUUUGCAGCCAUGGUAGGCUACAUCAAGAAGAUGUACCCCCAGACCCAGCUGAUCGUGGUGGGCUUCAGCCUCGGGGGCAACAUCGUCUGCAAGUUCCUGGGAGAGAACCGUGCCAACCAGGAGCGAGUACUGUGCUGUGUGAGCGUGUGCCAGGGAUACAGUGCACUCAGGGCUCAGGAGACCUUUCUGCAGUGGGACCAAUGCCGGCGCUUUUAUAACUUCCUCAUGGCUGACAACAUGAAGAAGAUCAUUCUGUCCCACAGAGGCAGCCUGUUUGGUGGAGGUUCCCCUAAAAUGGUCGAUGCAGACCUAAGACGCCUCUACACCGCCACUUCGCUCAUGCAGAUUGACGAUAACAUCAUGAGAAAAUUCCAUGGCUACAGUUCCUUAAAGGAAUACUAUGAGAAGGACAGCUGUGUACAUUAUAUUCACAAUGUCAAUGUUCCACUGUUGCUGGUGAACUCUGCUGAUGACCCUCUGGUGCACGAGUCUUUGCUCACCAUUCCCCGCACACUCGCAGAAAAGAAAGAGAAUGUCAUUUUCGCCCUGACGCUGCACGGCGGUCACCUGGGCUUCUUCGAGGGCGCUGUUCUCUUCCCCCAGCCGCUCACCUGGAUGGAUAAGGUCAUCGUGGGCUAUGCCAACACUAUGUGUCAGUGGGAGAAGCAGAAGCCGGCAUGCCAAAGCCAGGGCGCACACGCUGCAGAGACCAAAUGCUCGGACAGCACAUCUUAACUGUUUCAACUCCUUCAGUUCAGGACCACAGCAGACCACACAGACCCUUCUGACCAGUCACUUUUUACACAAGCAUCAUUACUUCCAAAGUCACAAGUGAGGAUCACAUACACACGAGUAGGUAGACGUUUCAGAGCAAGAGAAACGACAGGGAAAAGCACGUUGACCAAAAAUGAACAGACACAUGUUGAGGCCACCCCACAAUCAUUAGUAAUUUAACAUGUAGGCAGGCACUGGCUUGCACGUAUUGAUUGUGCUGUGUGGAAGAGAAGGAAGAAAGACAGCUUUCAGCUGCUAGCGUGGAAAUGCUUCAGCACAAAACAGCUACUAUAGUCCAACACUGCACACUGUACUAUACAUAACCUUUGGACAGGGGCCGUUAUGCAGGCACUGUGUGCUUAUAGCUAGGACAGACAUGCUGCUGGCGCCUGGUUUGCCUCUUCUGUCUGGUACUUUGUUGUGCCGUUUAACUUGCUCAUCGGUCUGUUCGCUUCUUGAAUGGACCUCGUCAGCUUUUCCAUUGCUCUUUGAACUGUGUAAUUAACAACCAACAGAUUAUGUACAAAACUCAGCAGCUCAGCUUGACAGGCUGGAUUCAAACAGUUUUUGUGCCCUCAGUUUGAUGACUUCUUAAUAUUUUAAUUAAAGAAAUACUCUGGCAUUUUUCGACCUAACCUCUAUCUGCUGCAUCUUUAGCUUAUGAAAGAUUACUAUGAUAAUUUCACUAUGGAGAGAACAGGCUCAAAACAUACUUACCAUAGCCCAUUGGCUAAUUUUAUAAGUGCAUUUUGAAUCAGUAGGUUUUCCGAACACUGGGAAAUGUGUCAAAAGUAUUGUUUCUGGUAUUUAUCCAUGUGUUAUAUAUGCAUCAGAUAGAGACUAGGUUAAAAAAAACGCUAUUCAUUUAAAGCACUUUAUAUUAUUUUUGCCAUAUUCGCUGAGUUUUUGGCGGAGGUUCGAGGAGAGACUAGCUGAGACUAAAAAGAAAGCAACGAGAGAACUAAACGGAGGGAGAGAUGUUCAUACUCUUCACUGAACGACUCUAUGAUCCCUCCUGUUCACCAAAGCCUGUUGCAUUUUCUUCAGCAGAGUAGCCGCGUAGUUCACUAAUAUUUUUUUGACACUUCUGUCUCCGAUUUCCAGAAGAAUGAGUGAGGUCGAUUAUGUCUUUUGGAAAUGCAGUUGUUUGGUUUAAGUUGGAACUGUAAAUCCAGCAGGAGACGUCGCUGCUCAUUUGAACUUCACGUCUGUGAAAGCUGGCUCAUUACAGGCGUGCCACUUUGUUUGCUUUGACUGUGUAUGGUCUGUACCGUGUGCUUGACAAUGAGGCUUUUUAUUUGUGCCCAUUGUGUCUUGUAUUAUGAAAAGAAACUGAGCUGUCUCUAUUCACAGCGCCCCCUAUAGUAAUUUUUGCAUUCUGAAGUGUAAUGGAAAUGAAUAGCACCUGGUUUAAAGGGAAGACACCUAGAUUUUGUGUUCACUGAACACACCAUGACUUGAUAUUUUCUUAGUUGGAUCACCUGAGUGACCGUUGAGGAAUUAAAUACAGGACUGGUCAGUGUGUGCUUUAAGUGUAUGCUCUUGUGAUGGUCAUUGUGAUUAUAAUCGUCUUGGUUUUCUAUUGUCAGUUCAGCCUUUUAUUCCUUCAGUUUAAAGGAAUACUGCAGCAUUUUUCAACCUAAUCUUUAUUGUGUGUAGUAGAGAUGGUACAAAACUACUUUCUCUCCCGUUCCGAUACCAAUAUUGAAACCUUGAGUAUCAAUACCAUUUUUUUUGUUUGUUUAUUUAUUUUUAGGAUUCCCAUUAGCUGCUAUCAUGAUAGCUGCUCUUCUUCCUGAGUCAUACAGCGGAAAAAAUAAAAGAAAAACAAGAAGAAACUGAGAGAAAACAAAACGGAUGAAAAAUAGAAAAUAACACCAAUUGAAAAUGGAAAAAUUACACUGAAAGAAAAGAUUUUUUUUCUACUACUGAACUUUAAAAUGAGCUGUUUUUAACUGAAGCGCUUCACUUAAGAUAAGCAUCUAAAAGUAGGCUUUCAUGCUCAAACUAAACACUUUAUUGACCCCACAGGAAGAACUACACAGCUGAUUAUAUGGUUAAUUACCAUAUAAAUAAUUGCGAUAAACAUUUUUUUGUAGCUAUUACAGCACAAGACUAGAGUGGCCAAAUUGGCUGAUCAGACACAGCUCAAGCUCAAAUACAUAAACAUUACUCACUGCUGCCCUCUAAAGGUUUUAUAGCUCCAGUCAGAAGAUAUUUUGGUCAUUUUCUGAUCUUUUAUUUGCAUCUAUUUGCAACGACCCAACAAUUGUGAACCCGGUUCACUUUGUGUUUAUUGCCACGUAAAUAUGAUUAUGAGAGCUAAUAACUGAAAAAUGAUUGCAGUCAGCUUAAUCAGCCAUAGCAUACGGUUGAUUACUAUGGAUAAUAAGUUUGAUACAUAUUCCUGCACUUAAAAAUGAACAGAAAAUCUGCCGAUCACUGCUGAAAACAUUUAUUAUAGAAGCCAUUGGGCAGUUGUGGAGUUGGUCACUGCCCACUGGCUUCUAUAACAGGUUUUCUGUUCUUGUAUGGGGUAACGUGUUAAAAUCAUGUCCAUAGGAAACAACCACACGCUACAUGAAUGAAGCAGAUGAAGAUUAGGUUGAAAAACACUGGAGUUUUCCUGUCAGCCUUCUACUUAGCUUGAAUGAGUUAACUGUACCAUCGCUCAGAAAGAGGAUGAAGUGUUGGUGUGAGAGGAGGCUGUUCCUUUCAGUUGUCAGUAGAGUAAAGAUGCCUCCUGCUGGCCAUCCAAAGUAAUUGUCACUCAGAGAGAAGACACUGUGGUUUUUGCUUUGGUGAACGUGAGCCUGGCUCUGUUGGUUUUACUGCCAUAUGCACUAAAUGCUUCGUGCAUUCCGAUAUUAACUGGACCAUUUGAGCCCAGGCGGCCCAAACUGAGGACCUUUAGAGACGGUGUGCAAUCUCAUGCAGUUCUAUUUCGCAGUACUUCAUGUGAAUGGAAGUUCUUAUUAAACAGAUUGUCAGGAUCGUCCUUCUCAUGGUUUUUAUACGCUUUUAAAGGACCUUGCACAGGCAAAACUAGUCUGUUCAUCCACACUAGGGGAUCUGAACUAUUUGAGCCUUGCACACCAGCAUAACUUGAGUCUCUGCUGUCACUUGAUUCAGAACUUCUGCCUUUCUGAAUGUUUUUCACUUUUUUUGCACAAAAAUGCAGGCUUUUGAUGUAUGUCCUCAAAUAAUUUCUGAAGUUUAACUUGAUUCUGCUAUUUUUGUUCUUGUAUUUUAUAUAUUUUUGUCAUUAUUCUUAUUCUUAUUGUUAUUAUUCUUCUUAUUAUUGUUGUUAUUUACUUGUGUGUUGGAUGAUGAUGAUGAUGAUGAUUGCAAAUGAAUGAACGUUGGUGUCUGUUUAUCAUAUCACCACCUUUGAUUAUGACAACCAAAAUCACAAUCACAUGUCUGAAAAAUUGCAAAGAAAUGUGUUAUUUAAUAUGGACUAGAGGACAAUAUCAGCAAUAAUGUGUUAUUUUUCCUCCUUUCUCCAUGCCAAACUGCAUAGCCUAGUCCUGAAAAAAAGGACCUUGUGUCAAAUUGGGAGUAUGGAGAAAUAGCAUUCUUGCUGUUGUCACAAAAUAAGUGUAGAGUUUAGAAGUAAUGCCCACAAUCAGUAGAAGACAGUAUUUGUGAAAUAUCUAUUUUGGACCCAAAUUGCUGAAUAUUAAAAAAAGCAAGAUGUCAUGCUAAGAAGAUGUUUAAAAUAUUUUAAUAGUAUUUUUAGAUUAUAUUAUUCAUGAAUCCAUUGGCUUUUACAUUCCCACUAAAUCUCACACUGUCCGGUGCUCAUAGGCUAAAAGCCACUCAGUACUUCUCCAACAAAUUUUGCUUCUUUUUAGAAUUGAACACAGUUAUCCACUUUGUCUUUACAGUGCUGUGUGUUUGAUGGGUGGUUUAUACCCAUAAAUAUCAUAUUCUGCUCUUCACUCACCAUAAAACAUAAAUCUAGAUCACUUGUGUGUAUUUUUGUUUUGGGGAAAAACCAGUGGUGUGUGAUUGAAUAAUUGGAUUAAAUAUGGUUACUGUGUUCCAAAAUAAAUUAUUUUCUUGUA